UGAAUAUGGAAUUCGCUUUCGUUUUGACUAUACUGUUUGCGCUUUUACUUCCCUACACCCACGCUGCGGCCUUCAAUUGCUCGGAACCACCCGAUUUGGGACGUUUUAAUAUUCACAGUUGCUGUCGUAUGCCAGAAAUCAACUUGGGUGAAGUGCCCAAAAAGUGCAAUACUUAUAUCAACGCACUCAAAUUGCAAACGAAUAUUGUGAGUGGAAAAGACAACAUUAGCCAAAAUGAAAAUAACAAAAACGAAAAGAGUAAAAGUACUCCGAUUGCUGCAGAAGUUGAAUAUCCAGCUUACGCCCACGCUUGCUAUCCGGAGUGUAUUUAUCGUGAGACAGGUGCUAUGGUCAAAAAUGAAUUCAAUUUGGAAAAUGUCAAAAAAUUCCUAAACAAAAGUGUCACUCAAGGCGACAAGGAUAUGGUGCCGCAGAUUGUGCGCUCUUUCGAGGCAUGCCUGGAUAAUAUCAAGGGUCACAUGGCAGCAAUGGGUAUCAAAACGUACGCCAAACUGCCGAUGGGUUGCUCACCUAUUGCCAGCAUAAUGUACAGUUGUGUAAACGCUGAAACCUUCAUCCACUGUCCCGCCAAGAUGUGGAAAGACGAUCAACCCUGCAAUGCAGCGAAGAGCUUUGCAGCACAAUGUAAUCCACUGCCGCACGUGCCACUGCCAAUUGGCUAAAGCCGCGAUGACGAGUGGAGCCACAUCCUGGGGCGGAGAGCAGAAAGUUGAUGAAAUUAUAAAUUUAGAUUUGCAAUAACUUUUUAUUAUGUACGAGUAUCAUCUUUAGACAUCUUUGAUGUUUGUUUUAAUAUAUACUUGUAAACGUG
Molecule: messenger RNA, 832 nt
Organism: Rhagoletis zephyria (snowberry fruit fly)
Lineage: Eukaryota; Metazoa; Arthropoda; Insecta; Diptera; Tephritidae
Gene: Obp50e
Product: Odorant-binding protein 50e
Molecular function (GO): odorant binding
Source: RefSeq, a predicted model, not a curated record